This is a messenger RNA of Metarhizium album ARSEF 1941, 495 nucleotides long. RefSeq lists its product as uncharacterized. The record is from RefSeq and is a predicted model, not a curated record. Bases 1 to 495 code for a protein of 164 amino acids. The transcript has a single exon. NCBI's taxonomy places the organism in Eukaryota, Fungi, Ascomycota, Sordariomycetes, Hypocreales, Clavicipitaceae.
AUGGACAAGCACCAACAAUUCUACGUGCACAUCGUGGUUCACCGCGGAAGCAUCCAAGACACGUCUCACCAGCGACGAACUGGUCUCUGGUUUGUUCCGUGCGAAGAGGGAUCGCAGUACUAUGUUCACGUCAAGGGCGCCAUACACAACUACAAGUUCGAGGUCAAGGAAAACUGGGAUCCUACCUGCACCGGAAGCGCUCUCCCGCUCAUUCAUAUGGACACGACGGACAAUUUGUCUGCCAGAGAACUGAUCAAGAUUCUUCGCGACGUCCCCAUCGAAAACCACGAUCUCGAGUUCAAUGGUCAGCAGUGGAUUUGGGGAGCGCUUACGUCCAUGGUCUCCGAAGGCCACUUGACCAAACGACAACGAGAUGAUGGCUUCAAUCGGAUGCUCGAGACUGUUCUCGAGGGAUCAUCGGAUGAGCUCCCGGAGCCGCAUUAUGGCCAUGUUCGCAGCAGCAGCAGCAACGACAACACCACCGAUGCCGUCUAA